This is a messenger RNA of Astrephomene gubernaculifera, 651 nucleotides long. The record is from the annotation of a GenBank genome assembly. Lineage: Eukaryota; Viridiplantae; Chlorophyta; Chlorophyceae; Chlamydomonadales; Astrephomenaceae.
GGUGAACUCUUAGGGCCAAGAAGGAAUUUUGUCGUCGCGCCCACCAGCAAAGUAAAGUGCCAUUGCUUAUGUAAUGCCAGUAAGGAGAACUAGAGGUGGCUUUUGCAGUUAUAUUGUUGCUGUAAAGAAGCCCACCUAGAAGGGUGCGAGUGACCACUCGACGUAAGCGUAGGGAGUGCUACAAUGGCACGUGCAAAUAGCCUAGGCCUUUCGACAACAACAUAUGAUUAACCUGAGACCGCUUCAAAAGUAUGGAAGACACGUUUCGGACUGAAGGGGACCCGGGCGGUGACGACUGGCAGCCAGCCCAUUAUGUAUGGGAUAGUCGUCGGCUCGCUGCUUCGCGCAUAGGAGUGGCCACUGGCCAUCCGGGAGAAGUUUCCGGAAAUCAACCAAUUGAAGCCGGGCAUAAUGCCAUGGAGGAUGGGGCGUCAGGAGAGCAGCUGCAAGGAUUGGGCGAAAAGUGCAUGGUUCGGGGCUGCACGGAGGACUUAUCCAACUCCAAACCUUAUUACCGGCGUUUCCGGAUUUGUGAGCGGCAUUUAAAGACCCUGACGCUCUGCAUCGAGGGGAAGCCAAGCCGCUUUUAUCAGCAGUGCGGUCGGUUCCAUGGUGUGGAGGAAUUUGAGGGAGGCAAAAGGUAAACAUGGG